UGGGCGCGCUGAGAGGCCGAGGCCGAGGGCUGGGGUCUGGAGGAGGAGGAGAGGGGCCGGCCUGGAAAGCCCAGAGUAGCUAGCGUCUUAGGGCGCUGACUGCUGAGGACGUAACUCACCUUAGCUCUUCACCUGUGUGCGUGGACCCUGCCUCGAACCUUCGCCCCCGUCUUAUCCCGUUCUCCUUUCUCCCGGCGGGGUCCGAGGUGAGGGCAGCGCGGGUCGGUGAACUUUUCCCUCAUCCCUUCGGACCCAGCGCCACUUGCUGGAUGGAGCUGGUCUUGCGAAGCUUGGCAGCGUGUCAGUCGCAGGUUCGCUCAGGUUUCUUGGGUGAAGGAUGAGCUUCUGGAUUCUCCCUGGUCGCUGGGACUGCGUCAGUUUAAACUCCAAAAGAAGGUGGCUUUUUCUCAAGCAUUUUUUCCAGUCUGUUUGGAACCCGGGAAAUGAGGAUUUUAAUUUUGGGAUUAGAUGGAGCAGGAAAAACUACAAUUUUGUACAGAUUACAGGUUGGAGAAGUCGUUACUACUAUUCCUACCAUUGGAUUUAAUGUUGAGACAGUAACAUACAAGAACCUAAAAUUCCAAGUCUGGGAUUUAGGAGGACAGACAAGUAUCAGGCCAUACUGGAGAUGUUAUUAUUCAAACACAGAUGCAGUCAUUUAUGUAGUAGACAGUUGUGACCGAGACCGAAUUGGCAUUUCCAAAUCAGAGUUAGUUGCCAUGUUGGAGGAAGAAGAGCUGAGAAAAGCCAUUUUAGUGGUGUUUGCAAAUAAGCAGGACAUGGAACAGGCCAUGACUCCCUCGGAGAUGGCAAAUUCACUUGGGUUACCUGCCUUGAAGGACCGAAAAUGGCAAAUAUUCAAAACUUCAGCAACCAAAGGCACUGGCCUUGAUGAGGCAAUGGAAUGGUUAGUUGAAACAUUAAAGAGCAGACAGUAAUUCAGUCACUUCUGCUCCUUUGAAACGAAGACCACAUCACAUAUUGCUUUGGAAACAGUUCACGUGUGCUUUACACUACUAAAUGUUUAAACUGUCUGAUUGUCAGCAUAUACCAAACUGACUGCAACAUUUGUAAUAAGUAUUAAAAAUAAGUAUUUGGUUGGAAGGGUAACUCAUCGUGAUUGAAUCAACUAAAUGUGUGUUCUGUAUAA
Molecule: messenger RNA, 1150 nt
Organism: Mesoplodon densirostris (Blainville's beaked whale)
Lineage: Eukaryota; Metazoa; Chordata; Mammalia; Artiodactyla; Ziphiidae
Gene: ARL1
Product: ADP ribosylation factor like GTPase 1
Exons: 6
Coding region: 444-938 (164 amino acids)
Biological process (GO): intracellular protein transport; vesicle-mediated transport
Cellular component (GO): Golgi apparatus; cytoplasm
Molecular function (GO): GTP binding; GTPase activity
Source: RefSeq, a predicted model, not a curated record